Molecule: messenger RNA, 2908 nt
Organism: Patella vulgata (common limpet)
Lineage: Eukaryota; Metazoa; Mollusca; Gastropoda; Patellidae
Product: periodic tryptophan protein 2 homolog
Exons: 19
Coding region: 120-2858 (912 amino acids)
Biological process (GO): maturation of SSU-rRNA from tricistronic rRNA transcript (SSU-rRNA, 5.8S rRNA, LSU-rRNA); ribosomal small subunit assembly
Cellular component (GO): small-subunit processome; Pwp2p-containing subcomplex of 90S preribosome
Molecular function (GO): protein binding
Source: RefSeq, a predicted model, not a curated record
GUUUCACGUGGUUGAAAUAAGCAUGUUGUGAUGGACCGUAGUUUGCCAAAUUAUAUUUAUGUAAACAGUGACUAUUUGAAUUAACAAUUCAGCACUGCUGAUCCCUUUUUGACUUAAUCAUGAAAUUCGCUUACAGGUUUUCCAACCUGCUAGGUACAGUUUAUAAAAAUGGUAAUCUUAAUUUUACACCAGAUGGUAACAGUAUUAUUAGUCCAGUUGGAAACAGAUUGACUAUCUUUGAUUUAAGAAAUAAUAAAUCAGAAACAUUACCAAUAGAAGCUAAACAGAAUAUAUCCCAUGUUACACUUUCUCCUGAUGGUUAUACUAUGAUAGCCGUCUCCAAUGAUGGUGAAGCGAUGUUAUGUAGUUUAAUCAGUAAGAGUAUACUAGGAACACACAAUUUUCACAGACCAAUACAUUGUGUUAAAUUCAGUCCAAAUGGCAAAAAAUUUGCUGUUACUCGAGAAAACAUGGUGGACAUAUUUCACGCUCCAGGGAGAACGAGAGAAUUUAACCCAUUUACUAUUUAUAAGAAAUUUCACGGUGCUUAUGAUGAAACAACGUGUAUAGAUUGGACAAGUGAUUCAAGUGCAAUAUGUGUAGGAAGUAAAGAUAUGAAUACCAGAGUUUAUGGAGCAGAAAAGUUUACUAAUUUAAUUGUCUUUACUUUAGGAGGUCAUAAAGGUGCCAUUAUUGGGUCAUUCUUUGUGACAAAUUCUUUAAAUGUUUUAUCAGUCAGUGAUGAUUGUAAAGCUUCAUUUUGGGAAUCUGAUAAAGAAUUAAAAGAUCUAGAAUUAGCACCAGUAGGAGGAUCAGAUAAACCUGCUAAAAAGAAAAGUGGAAAAAUGAAUAAAAAAGGUGUUGAUAUGGUCAAGUAUGAAAGAACAGAAAAACAAAAAUUACGAUCUGGAUCAGUGCGAAUGACCUGUGCUGCUUUUCAUAAAGCUAAUAAUUUAUUAGUUACUGGUUACAGUGAUGGUGGAUUUCUUCUUAAUGAGAUGCCAGGUUUUAAUCUGAUACAUUCUUUAAGUAUUUCUGAGCAAUCAGUAAAAUCAGUUGAUAUAAAUCUGACUGGUGAUUGGAUAGGUGUAGCAUGUUCACAACAAGGACAAUUACUGGUGUGGGAAUGGCAGAGUGAAUCGUAUGUCAUGAAACAACAAGGUCAUUUUAACAACAUGACAUGUCUCGAAUAUUCACCAGAUGGACAAAAUAUUGUCACCGGAGGCGAUGAUGGAAAGGUGAAAGUAUGGAAUACAAGUAGUGGAUUUUGUUUUAUAACGUUUAAUGAACAUCUUAGUGGUAUAUCAGGAGUAGCAUUUAGUCAAUAUGGUCAAGUUGUUGUAUCAUGUUCUUUAGAUGGUACUGUUCGGGCUUUUGAUCUUAACAGAUAUCGUAACUUUCGAACGUUUACCUCCCCUCGUCCAGUACAGUUUUCAUGUUUAGCAUUAGAUCAUAGUGGAGAAAUAGUAUGUGCUGGAGGUCAAGAUUCAUUUGAAAUAUUUGUUUGGUCAAUGCAAACGGGUAGAUUAUUAGAAGUACUGACAGGUCAUCAAGGACCAAUCAGUUGUCUUAGUUUUAGUUCUAGUAGAGCCAUGUUAGCUAGUGCAUCAUGGGAUAAAACAGUUAAAAUAUGGGAUGUAUUUGAAAGUAAAGGAUCUAAAGAAACGAUACAUUUACUUACUGAUGUUCUUUCUUUAACAUUCCGACCAGAUGGACAGGAAUUAGCUGUAUCAACAUUAAAUGGCCAGAUAUCAUUCUGGAAUCCUUAUACGGCUGUACAGAUAGGAUCGGUAGAGGGUAGACAUGAUCUAGGCUAUAGUAGAAAAGAUACAGAUAAAGUUACUGCCAAAAAACUCUCAGAGGGAAAAUAUUUUAAUACAUUGUGUUAUAGUGCUGAUGGAAAAUGUUUAUUAGCUGGCGGACAGUCUAAAAAUAUCUGUAUUUAUUCUGUAGCCGAUCAGAUUCUCAUGAAGAAAUUCGAAAUCUCUUGUAAUCGUUCAUUUGAUGGCAUGGAGGAAUAUCUUGAUAGAAGAAAAAUGACAGAAUGGGGAAGUUUAGCUUUAGUUGAUGCUGGGGAAGGGGAGCAGGAUGGAGUAACUUUAAAUUUACCAGGUGUAAAGAAAGGAGAUUUAAGUUCUCGUCAUUUUAAACCAGAAGUACGAGUAGCCUGUGUUCGAUUCUCACCUACAGGAAGAGCAUUUUCUGCCACGACAACAGAAGGUUUAUUGAUAUACUCUCUAGAUCAUAAUUUAGUUUUUGAUCCAUUUGAAUUAGAAAUGGACAUAACUCCAGCAAAUAUCAGAAAAACUUUACAUAAUGAAAACUUUUCCAAGGCACUAAUGUUAAGUUUCCGACUGAAUGAACAGAAUCUUGUUGAAGAAGUUAUAGAAAAUAUUCCUGUAAAAGAUAUUGAUGUGAUUUGUCAGAAUCUUCCUAAUGUCUACAUAGAUAAAUUAUUAAACUUCAUAGCUACACAAAUAGAAUCAUCAGCCCACAUACAGUUUUAUCUCAUAUGGUUACAGUGUUUAUUAAUGCAACAUGGUCCACAAUUAAAACAACGAUCACAGUCACUAAUGGCAACUCUUAGAUCGUUACAGAAAAAUGUCACUAGAAAAUAUGAAGAUAUAAGUAAAAUAUGUGAUCAUAAUAAAUAUAAUCUUCAGUUUAUACAAGUAUUGUCACAAACAUGUCAGAUUGAAGGAAAACGAAAACAUAAAACAAAUUUAAAAGACAUAACAAAACAAACUUCUGAUAAUGAAAGUGAGGAAGACAGUGUUAGUGAAAGUGAAGCUGAUAUAAAUAUGGCACUAGAAGAACAAUCAGAAUCUGACAGCAACACAGAAUUUUUUAUACCAUAAAAAAAAAUGUCUUUUUAAUAAAAUUACAAAAUGAAAAUGUUAUUGUUUAA